GUUGCUCUUAACAGCGAAACCUCUUACAAAAUUUACGCUCUGUACACUUUUGCUUAAAAGAGAAUUUUCAACAUGCCUAGGUUUGCUAUAAAAUACUAAACAGUCUUUCAAAUUGAUCAAUUUGACAAGCAUAUUUCAAAGGCAAAUGGACUGCAGUAAAUUUAAGACUUUGCUUAUUUAUCCUCGCUACCCGCCAACUUUGGCGCCACAAAAUAAAAUGGGUUGAUAAGAUUACAGUUAAGUUUUGGUUAUGACGUCCUCCAUUAUUCAAUCUUUUAACUGUUGUGAAUGUUGGAUUACUCCGACCUUCAAAUUUUAGAUUAUCUGAGUUUUUUGUUAUUCGGACUUGUCUCUGUUGUUUAGGUCACAUUUGAAUAAUAAUGAGUCACUGUCCAGGUGGUAUUUGUCGGUGAAACGAGCAAUAAAGCCAUUCACCGAAUGCAACUUAGACGAAAGUCAUCGUUACUUACUCUAAACAUAACCCAUUGUUUACCGAGCAACAUAAGGUUUUUGGAAAGUGAAUAUGUAUCCUCGUUCUCAUUUUGAUUCCGAUCCCGGCAUAUCUGGGACUCUCCACUCUUUUUACAUUCAAAAUACACCUGAACCAGUCGUUAGGAAAUACAGCAUUGUCUUCACUGUCUCCUUAUGGAUUUAUUAAAUAUCAACAGUCGCUCAAAAAAUCGACGUGUUUUAUCGACGUCACCGUCGUAGCUACUUACCUUUUAGUCUACAUGAUGCCGCGGUAUCCUUAUAUUAUAUGGUGGGCUCUAUAAUUCAUAUAUGACAUCCUGUUUUGCAUAAAUAACCAACAUCUGACCUACUUCCCGCCUCGUUGCAAGCAUUAAGGACUGUUUCCAAAAUUUAAACAAAUCGCGUGAAAGGGAAGGCACAUAUUGAGCAGCGAUAAAAGGUAGAGGAGGGUAAACUCGUUGAAGAACACACUAGUGCAACAGCAAGAGACAAAGCUAAGUGAUGACCACGAAUUCACAGAUCGCGGCUGGAAUUGAGACCAUGAAGAAUCAACACCUAGAGAACAACUUCAAGCUUCGUUUGCUGAAAUACUUCCUGUUUUGUUCUUUGUCUCUUCUUAUGAUUCAAGAUGCCUCAUCUGCGACUGACGUGAAAUGUGAAAUAAAGUCAUCCUCUUGCCCACCAGGGUGUCAGUACACAAAUCCCAUCGCAGUAGAUCCAGAUUCCAACAUCACUCUCAACUGCUCGAUGAUCACACGAGGACUGAAACCAGGCAUGACCUGGAGGCAAGCGAAGAAAAAAAUCCAGAACAGUAUUGGUUCACCAGACUUGGUAUUGCUGCAGUCAAAUUCAACAAAGGACAGCGACACUAUGUCAUGUGACUGUACCAAUAUAAGCUUCACACAUGCACCGAAAGUUUAUUGGUGCUCCAAAACUCCAACUUUUUUGAUCGAAGGAAAAAAACCAGACGAUUUGGAAUGCCAUUUGUCGGGAUGGCCUCUCGAAGUUUAUUGGUACAAGGAUGACAAAAUAAUCACGAAUGGAACUGAAGGCAUUUAUCAUUCAGUGGACAAGAUGCGGGAAAAUGGAGAGGGAACUCUUCGUAGCAGACUUAGUCUUCCUGUAGGACGUGAAGACCUGGAAGGAACCUAUAAGUGCUGUGCGAAAAACAGGAUUUCUGGCCGGAGGGACUCUAAAACCUUGCAGUAUGAAUAUGUGUGUAAGCAGAAACCCAUAACCACUUAG
This is a messenger RNA of Orbicella faveolata, 1716 nucleotides long. RefSeq lists its product as uncharacterized. The record is from RefSeq and is a predicted model, not a curated record. Gene Ontology annotation, molecular function: signaling receptor activity. Gene Ontology annotation, cellular component: plasma membrane. Gene Ontology annotation, biological process: signal transduction. NCBI's taxonomy places the organism in Eukaryota, Metazoa, Cnidaria, Anthozoa, Scleractinia, Merulinidae.